AUGAUCCUCCUCCCGCCACGUGACAACGUCGAACCUAGCCCCGAGCCGAUCCCACCACACUCAGUGUGUGGGAGACGUUCGGGACACCAUGCGGGGGGCUCACGGAGGGGGCGUCAAAGAUCUAGGAUCUCCGACCCCACCACUGAGGCCAGGGUCCGUCCGGUCCUCCCCCCGCAUAUUCCUCAUCAGGUCGCCCGCUCCUCCGGCCCGACCGGCGCUAGAGGAAAGGCUCGCGGGGCAUCAAGCUCCACUACCAGGAUCAACAGAGGGUCAUCGCGGCCACCCGUCCCACCCCGUUCGAAGGGGAAGGCACGGCCCGCGCCCGUCCCCCGCAAGGGGGGCAAGGGGGCCUCGACGUCCCGUCCUCCUCCACCUGCGGAUGAAGUAGCAGCCGCGGCAUCUCCCGAGUUACCUUUUGAGCUCAGGAAUGCCGCCGCUACCUACGCCUCUUCCGCAAGCACUUCAUUAAGUGCGUACGCAGAACUUCCCGGGCACCACUUGAGGUCUACGCUGGACCUCGUCUCCACACCUCCCGUCUCAUCCUACCCAGAGGACCUCACCUCGGGCAGCGACAAGUGGACUGGCGCUGAUUUCUCCGGGUGUGGCGACCCGGAGACCUUCAUGCGUUUCUUGGAAGCCAGCAACUAUUGUCUCGGCUACUCCGACUCCGACGACGAAAGCUACAACCCGUCACGAGAUUGCUUCAACUUAGAAGUCGAAGGCACGCCGCAUAGCGCCCAGGGGGAUGCAGGGCCCUCUAGGCAAGAGGACGCAACUCCACCUCCCAAUCCAACUCCCGGAACCAAUCCCGGAGCCCGUGGGGUAGCAUCUGCCCCCCCGGGGGACGCCAUCCUGACCUCGCACAGCUCGAUGAGCUAG
This is a messenger RNA of Sorghum bicolor (sorghum), 879 nucleotides long. RefSeq lists its product as uncharacterized. Lineage: Eukaryota; Viridiplantae; Streptophyta; Magnoliopsida; Poales; Poaceae. Bases 1 to 879 code for a protein of 292 amino acids. The record is from RefSeq and is a predicted model, not a curated record. The transcript has a single exon.